CGCCCGUCUCUCUCGCUCUGUCCGUUCGUGACGUCGUGUCUGUUCGUUAGGCGGCGGUGCUUACAUUACCGACCGAGCAGGGUAUUCCUAACCUCUUUCGCGUGAACCUAGGAAAAGAAGAUAUUUUGCGCAGAAUGUAUUGCAAGAAAAAGAUUUUUUUGUAUUGUUGAUUAAUUUGAAGGCUUGAUUAAGAGUACCUUUGAUUUAUUCAGCUAUAGAGCGUUACAAAAAAAAAAUUGUGAGCUUAACCUAAAACAACACCAAAACAGGGCUGUUUUGAUUCUACGUCGCUCUAUUUGUUUAAAAAUGUAGAAUAUUUUGAUAAACAGAUUUACUUUAAUAAAGGAAGCUUAUAUAAUUAGAUAAAAUUAUACUGAACUGCGCCAUUGGCUGGCGAUUCUGGUAAAAAAGAAAUUUAAAGAUACUUAUAUAUGCAUUAUAGAUUUUUAUAUAUGCACAAACAUCAAUGCAUAUAAAAAAAAUGUAGUAAAUUUAGAAUUAAUAUAUUCAAUACUACAAUAUCAGACUGUGAUAAAGAUUGAACGCAGCUUUAGUUUCAGUACACUAUUACUUUAAGGAAGAUCUUCAAGUCCAAAGUUAUAUCGUGAGAUCACUAUUAAAUCUAGAUUUGUUAAAAUGACAUCGAUACUUUAUAUGCGUACUAGUUUGACAAUGAGUCGUUUUUUGUCAAAGAUUUUUGAGAAAAGUUAUGUAACAUAUAUUCAAGGUCAAUCUCCUCAACCUCGUGUGAGAGAGUAUUUUUAUUAUAUCGAUCAUCAAGGCAUGCUGUUUCUGGAUGAUGUUCGCAUAAGGAAUUUCACCUCCUGUUUUAAAGAUAAGAAAUUCCUGGCAUUUUUCUUUAAACAUCUGAAGAAAAAUAAUACCGGACGUUACAUGGAUGACUUCCCAUUCUUGUCAAUUUGCGGUGUGGAGAGGAACUAUGUGAGAUGCGACGAUUUACCAUUGGUUUUUACGAAGGUGAUUCAGAAACAUAACAUGGAAACUGGUGUGGAGGAGGACUGGUUUAGUUAUGCACAUGCGGAUAAUUUGUUGAUGGUACCAUUUGAGCCGCAAAGAUUGUUUAUGAAUGUUAAAACAGGAAGAGUAUAUCAUCCUGCCCCGGAAAAAACUGGAGGGAUCGGCUUAGUAAGAUCCAAUUUGGCUAUUGAGUUCAGUGCCUUGUUUGAUUUUGAAAAUGGUGAGGGAAAUCCACCGACGCAUUUCAUGUGGAAAGAUAAACGAUACCAGCUCGAUACAGAAUGGUAUCGAAAUAAAAUCAUGAAUAGUGACUUUGAUAAAAAAACUUUUAUUUAUAGUUUAUAAAUGAGCGGUAUAACUAUAAAAAAGGAAUUCUCUAAUAAGUGGUACGUUAAUCUGAAUAAACUUCGAAAGAUUU
Messenger RNA from Pogonomyrmex barbatus (red harvester ant), 1396 nucleotides. RefSeq names its product UPF0598 protein CG30010. Lineage: Eukaryota; Metazoa; Arthropoda; Insecta; Hymenoptera; Formicidae. The record is from RefSeq and is a predicted model, not a curated record.